This is a messenger RNA of Arabidopsis arenosa, 1742 nucleotides long. The record is from the annotation of a GenBank genome assembly. NCBI's taxonomy places the organism in Eukaryota, Viridiplantae, Streptophyta, Magnoliopsida, Brassicales, Brassicaceae.
AAGGUGUUUGAUGAAAUGUGUGAACCGAAUGUGGUUUCGUGGACGUCGGUUAUUUCUGGGUAUAACGACAUGGGUCAACCUCAAACUGCUCUUUCUAUGUUUCAGGAGAUGCAUGAAGAUAGAUCUGUGCCUCCCAAUGAGUACACGUUUGCUAGUGUCUUUAAAGCCUGUUCUGCUUUGGCUGAAUCAAGAAUCGGGAAAAACAUACAUGCCCGUCUUGAGAUAUCCGGGCUCAGAAGGAAUAUUGUGGUGAGUUCCUCUCUUGUUGACAUGUAUGGGAAAUGCAAUGAUGUGGAAAUGGCUAGACAGGUUUUCGACUCGAUGAUUGAUUAUGGCAGAAAUGUUGUUUCUUGGACCUCGAUGAUCACUGCUUAUGCGCAGAACGCUCGUGGCCAUGAAGCUAUUGAGUUGUUUAGAUCAUUCAAUGCUGCUCCGACAUCGGAUAGGCCGAAUCAGUUUAUGCUGGCUAGUGUAAUUAGCGCUUGCUCUAGUUUAGGUAGGCUACAAUGGGGGAAAGUUGCUCACGGGUUAGUUACUCGAGGUGGUUAUGAAUCGAACACUGUGGUUGCUACCUCGCUUCUAGAUAUGUACGCGAAAUGCGGGUCUCUAAGCUGUGCGGAAAAAAUCUUCUUGAAAAUUCGUUGUCGUUCUGUUAUAUCGUACACAUCUAUGAUCAUGGCAAGGGCAAAGCAUGGACUUGGAGAAGCAGCGCUUCAACUAUUCUAUGAAAUGGUUGCAGGGAGAAUAAAGCCUAACUAUGUAACGUUACUUGGCGUGUUACACGCUUGUAGCCAUUCGGGUCUGGUUAACGAAGGCCUAGAAUUCUUGAAUACAAUGGCUGGGAAGUAUGGUGUGAUUCCUGACUCGAGGCAUUAUACAUGUGUUGUUGAUAUGCUUGGAAGAUUUGGUCGUGUUGAUGAAGCUUAUGAUUUGGCAAAAACAAUAGAAGUUGGAGCAGACCAAGGCGCACUCUUGUGGGGAGCUCUUCUUUCAGCUGGUAGGUUACAUGGAAGAGUUGAGAUUGUUAGUGAAGCGAGCAAGCGAUUAAUACAAUCGAAUCAGCAAGUAACAGGUGCGUACAUCGCAUUAUCCAAUGCUUAUGCUGUGGCUGGAGGAUGGGAAGAUUCAGAAUCUCUUCGAUUAGAGAUGAAACGUAGUGGAAAUGUGAAAGAACGAGCUUGUAGCUGGAUUGAGAAUAAGGAUUCAGUUUAUGUUUUUCAUGCCGGGGAUUUGUCAUGUGAUGAGAGCGGUGAGAUUAAGAGGUUCCUGAAAGAUCUGGAGAAGAGAAUGAAAGAAAGAGGACACAGAGGAAGUAGUAGUAUGAUCACCACUUCAUCGGUUUUCGUAGAUGUUGAUGAGGAAGCUAAAGAGGAAAUGGUGAGUUUGCAUUGUGAGAGAUUGGCUUUAGCAUAUGGAUUGCUUCAUCUGCCUGCGGGAUCAACAAUUAGGAUUAUGAACAAUUUGAGGAUGUGUAGAGAUUGUCAUGAGGCUUUCAAGCUGAUCAGUGAGAUAGUCGAGAGAGAAAUUGUUGUUAGGGAUGUGAAUAGGUUUCAUUGUUUUAAGAAUGGAUCUUGCACUUGUCGUGAUUUUUGGUGAAUUUGUUUAACUAAUUUAGAUUGGUUUUUUUUGUUCCCACAUAUUCAGAAUCAUUCAUAGUACAAAGAUUUGAUGUAGAAGCGGUUCAAAGGAGAUCAAUUAAAUUAGCUUAAAUAUAUAAAGGAAAAUGAAACAUAAUACGAUUA